Aspergillus uvarum CBS 121591 is the source of this 1113-nucleotide messenger RNA. RefSeq names its product dynein light chain Tctex-type family protein. The record is from RefSeq and is a predicted model, not a curated record. The transcript has 4 exons. Gene Ontology annotation, cellular component: cytoplasmic dynein complex; cytoplasm. Gene Ontology annotation, biological process: microtubule-based movement. Bases 408 to 836 code for a protein of 142 amino acids. NCBI's taxonomy places the organism in Eukaryota, Fungi, Ascomycota, Eurotiomycetes, Eurotiales, Aspergillaceae. Gene Ontology annotation, molecular function: dynein intermediate chain binding.
GUUUCCAAACAUCCAAACGACCCUCCUGAUAACAACAGCGUGGAAGGAUUUCUCUCAUUCACUUGCUUCGAUUUUCCUUCAUUUUUAGACCUCUUCGUGCGCUCCUGCAUGCAAUAAUUGGAAGUUCGCAUUUGGUUAGUCUGAGCCAGCCUUAUUUCCCCUCUUGUUCGUCAAAUAGGAAGAGAGUCUGACGUUCACCCCCCCGUCUUUCGGAGCCACAUUCCUGGCUUCCCUGUCCCUCACUUACCCACCCCACAAUCACCUCUCCAGCGUCCCGUGGUCGUGCCCACCGACUCGACCCAGACAAGACACCGCGGAGCUUCUAGCUUUCCUCUCUUCCAAACUACGCUAAUCAAGACAUCGAAACUCGCCUUCAAUAACCCGUCUAAUCAACUUGCUUAAUCACAAUGGCCGUCGAACCCGCUCCCACGUCUUCUCCCGUGGCCACUUCCGAACUGACCAAGAUAGCCACCGAGGCCUGCGAUUUCGCCCUCAAAGAUGUAACGGAGUACGAUCACUCCCGGGUCGCAGACUGGAACUCGCACAUCAUUAACACUAUCCUCAAAGCCCUCAUCAGCGCCACGGCUCCCUCCACCGCCUCUUCUUCUCCCCCCUACCGCUUCGUCGUGAACAGCACCAUCGUCCAACAGGGCCUGAUCGACAAGUCCGCCGCGGCGGACGGCACCACCGCCAAUGCCGGCAAGCGCGGAAUGCACUCCGCCUCCGGUGCCUUCUGGGACGUCAAUCGGGAUGGAAUGUGGACGUUCAAAUACCCCGGUGCCGAGGAGAGGGGCCUGGACGUUGUUGUCAGUGUGACGUGGUUUGUAUUGGGUUAAACCGCCAGUCUUGCAAUAUAGGAGCGGAGGAGCACUUCCAUGAGGGUGAUACAUCCUGACAUUUAUAAAGGUUCAUAUUGGUUAUCUGCUAGCGAGAGCUAUCGCGCGUUAAUUGGUUGUAUCAAUUGGAGCGGGGUUGGCACCGUGUUCUGGUUUACUUUCUUUGGAAAUUGCGAGUUUGAUUCUCUGUUUUGAAGCCGUGAUUCUUGUUGUGCUGAGAGAAUGGAGAAUGAUACCAUGGCCUUGUUGUAAUAAUUGAAUUUUGAGGAUAUAUUUC